UUGAUGACGUCAUCACAAAACGGCCACAUAAACAAGCAUGGCGGCCUUCAUAAUUAUUGAAUUUUCACCAUAGAAAAAUGGACAGAUUAACCCUACCGCGGUUACAGAAGACCGUGGACGCGGGGAAAUGUCUGCCGGCAGGAGACAGCCUACCAUCUUGGUCCCAUCUACCAUUGGAUGCCAAAUUCCCCAUGGUACCUAACCUUGCUGGAACUCUCACACUGUUUACAUCAAAAUGCGGAGCUGCAAAAUACCGCCGGAAGUCCAGUUCUGACUUUGACCUCACUGAUCCGAAUGGCAUGUCCAUGUCGAGCGAGUACCACCCCUUACAUGACCCUCACCUUCGGUCUCACUACAGCGUUUCAAGAAUGCGCAGACAUCUCGUGCGCAACGGAUUUAUCACCGAAUCUGGAAUGGUCAUAUGUAAUUUGAAGGAGUUCAACAAGUACAGGCAGUACCUCCGUAGAAUAUGUCUGAUGGAACUGGUGCGGGAACGGAAGCGAGACACCCUCAGGGAAUCAAGCAGCGGGAUGGGGAUAGGAGAGCGGGCGGCUGAUAACGACAGCAGCAGACUGACGUCAAGAUUUGCCGAGACCAGACGAAGACAUGCGGAGAAGAUUGAUGCCCAGCGAACUAGACAGGAGAUGAUGGCAAAGUUGAAGGGCGAACAGAUGGAGAGAAAGAGGCGAGAACAGAGAGAACGACAUGCGGAUAUAAUGAGGAGAAAACAGUACGAGGAUGACAGAAGGAGGGACACACUGCUCAGGAACGCCGAGGAGACUGAGAGGCGGAACAUGAUUCUACUGCGGAAAUGGCGACGACGAGAUCGUGAUCAUGCUAUCAGAAUGGAAGCCAUGAGGCGACAGAGGGAAUCAGAACUCCAGAAAAGGAAUAAAGAUUCGUGGGAAACCAGAAAGCGCGUCCAAAGGGAGAGGCUGGACAGAGAGGCGGUCAUCCGGGAACAGCUGAGACUUGCUACAGAUAAGGACAUCGCUCAACGGAACAGACACCUCGCGAGGCAGAGGGAUGGCCAGAUGUCGAAACUUCAACAGCUCAAGGCGUCUGCACGUGCUGCACGUGAAGAACGAAACAGGAGAUGCGAGGCUCGCCUGGCCAGAAGAAUAGCGGCGGCCGCUCGAAGAGGUAAUUCCUUAAUGCUGACAUACUAUGUGCACAACGGAGGUACCGUUCCAAGUGCAACCGGUCGCCUUUCAGGAGCGAAUGGACUUUACAGCAAGUUCUCCGUCGGCUUAGUUUUCCGGAUCUUGUCUCAGCCCCGUCAGUGA
This is a messenger RNA of Haliotis rubra (blacklip abalone), 1286 nucleotides long. RefSeq names its product vicilin-like seed storage protein At2g18540. NCBI's taxonomy places the organism in Eukaryota, Metazoa, Mollusca, Gastropoda, Lepetellida, Haliotidae. The record is from RefSeq and is a predicted model, not a curated record. The transcript has 9 exons. Bases 78 to 1286 code for a protein of 402 amino acids.